This is a messenger RNA of Labrus mixtus (cuckoo wrasse), 2022 nucleotides long. RefSeq names its product receptor-interacting serine-threonine kinase 3 (gene ripk3). Lineage: Eukaryota; Metazoa; Chordata; Actinopteri; Labriformes; Labridae. The coding region runs from base 242 to 1729 and encodes 495 amino acids. The transcript is spliced from 14 exons. Gene Ontology annotation, molecular function: JUN kinase kinase kinase activity; ATP binding. The record is from RefSeq and is a predicted model, not a curated record. Gene Ontology annotation, biological process: protein phosphorylation.
CCCUAACAUCCCAUCACACAGGAGCUGUCGUCCCUUCAGUUAGAUGUUCACUGAAUGAGCAAGAGGGGUUUUACACCGUUUAAAUCCGUCUGUGCGAUUUAAUCACGAGGAAGGAGAGUUAAUCCUCGACGAGCAGAGCAGAGAGAAGGAGCCACAGCAUGACAUGACUCUGAUGAAGAGCUGAGUUAGAGAAAGGAAUCUUUAAACCUUACCUUCAAAAGAAAAGUCAACAAAUUCCACUAUGGCUAAGCCCAGCUUUCUGUCCAUGAGGACUAUUGAAGACUCCCACCUGGAGGGCUGGGAGAUGAUUGACUCUGGAGGUUUUGGACACGUCUACAAAGUCAAGCAUCGUCAGUGGUGCUCCAAUGUUGCCAUUAAACUGCUUCGUUUGGAUGACAGUCAAACUUUGCUGCGAGAGAUCAACAUGAUGUAUCAAGGGAGCAGCCCGCAUGUCAUUCAGGUGCUCGGGAUCUUCAGGGGUCAACUGCCAUCUAACCCAUCAUCGACACAGCUUGGACUGGUCAUGGAGCUCAUGGAGAGAGGAUCGGUUGCUUUUCUACAGAAAACUUUAACUGGACCUCCACCCUGGCCAUUGGUCUUCAGACUGGCUCACCAAGUGGCUUUGGGGAUAAACUUCCUCCACUGUCUGUGCCCCCCUGUGCUCCACCUUGACCUGAAGCCCAGCAACGUGCUGCUGGACCCCUUUCUUAAUGCCAAGCUUACAGAUUUCGGCCUUUCCAGAUUUUACCACAGUAGCACGCGGCUUUCCAAGAAGGACACUGAGACGGAGGGGGGAGGGACACUUCCAUAUAUGCCACCAGAGGCAUUUGAUGUGAACUACAAACCUAAACAAGCCUCUGAUAUCUACAGUUAUGGCAUACUCUUAUGGUCCAUUGUCACAGGGAGAAAACCUUAUGAAUACGCAACAUCCGGCUUAGUCCGCCUUCUAAUCCCGGAAGGACAACGUCCAUCACUGGAUGAUAUCAGGAGCCAAGUGACGGGGGUGGCAGGUUUGGAGGUGCUGAUGGCGCUCAUGGAGAAAUGCUGGACAGGAAGCCAAAACCAAAGGCCCUCGUCCCAUGAGUGUACAACGGUGACGGAAGAAUUGUAUAAAGUGCACAAACAUGCAAUGGUUGACGUUGUCCAUCACGUGCUCAAGGAACUGGAUCAACAGGAAGAAGGUUUAGUAGAGCAAGUUCAGAAGGUUCACAUCUCCGAGGUGUCAGUGGGUGCCAGACGUGAGGAAGUGAAUCCGUAUAAUAGCGUGCUAACAGGGCCUUCACCAGUACAGGAAAUGGCUAGUGGGAGGAUGCCAAAUAAAAGACCCGAACCAAGACUCAAAGAUUCCCCUCCACAUCGACCAGCCACUAAGUGUGAAGUCGACCGGGGCAGCUCAGUGAUGGACUAUAAUGUAAAAAAGUCUUCCGUUUACCCCAUUUUAUCUUCACAGCCCACUCGUUCCAGUGUGCACUCAUCCCACAGCAGAGUACAAAAUAUGUUCCCACAGCUCUUACAUCGGUGUGCCAUCUCCAGCAUUUUGCCCUGCUUCCCCUCCCCGCCUUCACGUGAAUAUUACAUCAAGAUGAGCAAUGUGACAGGAAUUCAGUACGGCAACAGCAGCACCAUGCACAUCAACCUGCAUGAGAGGAGGCGGCACCCGACAGCACCCCCUAGUGUCAACUUCCCGUCCACACAACCAGGAAGUAGAUUGGACAAGAAAGGAAGCUGAAUCAAGUGAAGCAUUUUUGAACCUUUUCUUUGUUUUAAAACCAGUAAGAAAGCUCCAGCCCAGGAGCGUGCACAAACAAUUUGGGGGGAGGAGGGGGCCCCAGGAAAAAGUGGCAGACACCCACCCCACAAUUUACCACACCAGCAUUUAUCAUUACAAACUUUUCAUACUGUGCUGUUUUUAAAUUGCACUCCUCAAUGAAUCCUCAAAUUUGACAUAUUCUCAUAAAAUGUAUUCACCGUGCAAUAAUGAAGAGCUGUUCAGUCACAUCAGACGACUGAAUGUUUCAAGUA